AUGGAAAAAUCGUUCCAAUUCAAUCUGCUAGAGAGUGGCGUACAGCUAAGUCCAGAACACAAAGAGCUUCUGAUGAAAUGGGGCUUGGAUCGAUCCUUGAGCAAGCACAAGUUCAAUUUUGAUCAGCCCAUGCAAAUUUAUGAAAUCGAAAAUUUUAUUUACAGUCUUUUGAGAAGCCAAGCAGUCUCUGCAUCUCUGGGAGUUGCUGGCCUGGAUAUCGUGAAAGUUAAGUUUGAAAAGUUGACCUGCAAUAACACUACCCUGGAUCUGUUCAAUGUUCUAAAAGAAGGCUCCAUUGCUCCUGUAAGGCCCGACGGGAGUAUCAAUGGCUGUUUCCCAGACAAAUUUCAAGACGUCAAUUGUGAAACUGAGCUACACAUGGCACUUUUGAACGAGGACUCCGAUCAAUACUGCUUGUUUUCGGAUGAAGACCGGAACGAGUUUCUGUUCCGACUCUUUCAAUUGGUAGUCAUCGGAGGAUCUUUGUGUCAAUACGAGAACUUACUGCAACCGUACUUGGACGUAACUAAGCAACUCUACAAAUCGCUUGUCAGCGUGUACAAAAACAAAAGUGAGAACAAUAAACUGAUGGUCUCAUCUUCAGUUUUUGAGGUCAAAGAAGUCUCUAGUGAAGACGGGGAAUCUUUUUUUCCUGCGUCAUCUUGGAAAGACGAGCAUGUACAAACAGUUUGUUAUGUAAUAGUUGACCCUGAGAAAAGACAUGUAACAAUUUUGACCAACAAGCACAUUCCUUUCUGGUAA
Symsagittifera roscoffensis is the source of this 762-nucleotide messenger RNA. RefSeq names its product cilia- and flagella-associated protein 300-like. NCBI's taxonomy places the organism in Eukaryota, Metazoa, Xenacoelomorpha, Acoela, Convolutidae. The record is from RefSeq and is a predicted model, not a curated record. Bases 1 to 762 code for a protein of 253 amino acids. The transcript has 2 exons.